CAGACAAUCCAAGAUGGCGUCUUGUUUAAGAUUCUUUCGCCUUGGCUUUGCAGGUAAUGUUUUUCUUCGUUUAUAUAAUCGAACCAACCCUUACGUGAUCAAAUUAGUGUUAAUAAGCUUAGUUUGAAACAUCGCUACUGUGGUUUUGUAUUUCAGUUUUUGCGAGGCCUUUGGUGGUUAAUUCAAACUGCUGUGCGCGGCACUGGAGCACACAUUCUGCUCUUCGAGCAGGCCAAAAAAUAAGAUUGGGGUACGUGCUAAGCUUUAGAGUGUGUGUUUUUAAAUCUUGAAGUCUCUAAAAUGGUUUUUAAUUGACCCACCAUAUGGUAAUAAAAGGCGAUCGAUCAAACGCACAUCCGCAAAAAAAAAGACGUGGGGUGCUAUCCGGUCACUUCACCACCAAACCAUCUGGCCACCAUCCUCGGAGACCCAGGGGCAGUCAGUCGGGUCGGGAGAAAGCUAAGGACGCGACGAAAGGUGUCAAGUACGGGCGAAAGAGCCCCUGGGUACCGACUCUCACCGAACUAUUUCCAAAAAUUCAAGCGGAUGCCAGCUCCUGAUUGGGCACAAAAAAUGCUUUGUAUUAUUGUGCCCAAUCGGCGAACAGUUUCUCCUGAGUUCUUUUCGUGAGUUCGUACACAACGGCUAUUGUUUUGAUCAUGGAUUGUCUGGCUCAUGCACCAAAGAAAUGCACGCAGUCAGGAAACUUUCAAUUUGAUAUAAAAUCCCCAUCUGAUUAUCAUAUUUAAGACAAAAAUCACUGGUGGUAGUGAAACUUUUCUGCCUUUUUUUUUAAUCUGUCAAAUGUCAAAGUUUACAUUUGCCGACCCUGUUAUCUGUAUUUAGAGUAUUACUGCACUUUUCAAAAACACGCGAACUCUAAAAUUUUAAAAGCAGCUAUCAUAAAUGCGUUUUUAGCUGCCAUCAAUCAUAAUUAUGAUCACAAGCAACGAACCUUGAAACAGGGACACACAAAAUGGAUCAAAAUCUGCCAUUCACAAAUCACUAACCAUGAUCGCUCAUUAAAUUUUGGACUCGUUGGAGUAAACUUCUGUUUCGUAAGAGGUCUGCUAAGAGGAUUAACAGCAGCGAAAAAAGCAAACGUCAGUUGGCUUUUGAACUUCAGAAUUCACGUGCUUAUGAAAAGAGCAGUAAGAGAAUCAGUAAUUGGACACAAGGAUCGUCAAUAUUUUAUUAGGAUCAACAGAUUUGUAUUUGGGUCCACUUCAAAUUUGAAUAAGCUUAAGGAAAAAGUAAAAUGUAGGUAACCAAUACUAGGUAUUAAACUGUGUCAAUUGCUUCAGAGUUAUUCAUAGGUGGCAAGUCGACUUCUUGGUGGCAAUUUUGUUGUUGGUGAGAUGGUUUGGUGGUGAGAUGACCAUAAUCCGUGAGGGACAGCAUGUUACGGUCAUCUUACCACCAAACCAUCUCGCCACCAAUGACAUCUCCACCAAGAAGUCUACUCACCAUCAUAUAUAACUCUGAAGUACAGGUAAUUUGACACUGUUUUCUUACCUAGGAUUGUUACUUCUUCCUCAAGCCCAAAAACAAGUUUUUCGAUUAAUUAUGAUUUUUUAUACCUUAAUAGGGCUUAGCCUUCCUUAUAAAAGUAGGGUAAUAUUAGAGCUUGAACCUUGCCUCCUUAAAUUUCAUUGUAAAUUUAAUGUGGAGGAUUUUUUUGUUUAGAGACUUGUCCUUUCAUUAAGCAUUAAGAUAUAAUUGUUCUUGGUAGUGAGAAGGUUUGGAGGCAAGGUGAUGAGAUAUUCUUUAUUUAUUUCGUUUUUUUUAUUUAUAAACAGCCGAGGUCAGGCAAAAGAUGGAAUUGCUUAUGGACCACUUACUGAUUUGCCAGACUGGAGUUAUGCAGGUAAUAAUAUUGAUUUUAAAAAGAAGGUUCUAUAA
Messenger RNA from Porites lobata, 1902 nucleotides. NCBI's taxonomy places the organism in Eukaryota, Metazoa, Cnidaria, Anthozoa, Scleractinia, Poritidae. The record is from the annotation of a GenBank genome assembly.